AUGGGAUCACUCGGCACAAGACGGAGAACUGCCCGGACAAAGACUUCGAGGACCGGCACACGAACCCAUGGAGGUGAUCCACGGCCUGGGCUAACGGACUUUGCCGUAGUGGAGGAGGAGGAGGAGGAGGAGGAGGAGGAGGAGGAGGAGGAGGAGGAGGUCAAGCUGAAGGACGGCGGACGCACCGUUCAGCUCCACCGUCGAAAGGAAACAUUCUUCAACCUCACCCAUAGCUUUCGCGAAGGAAAUCCGCACGUCGGUGUCAUGCAGUGUGCACUAUACUGUCUGUGCUCUGCAUUAGCCCUCAAGGGGAACGUGGCUACCUCGAGGAGGUUGGGUCGCAUGGCGAAGAUUAAAAGGAAUUAUAGUAAGUGGUGGGUGCUGUGUCUAGCCAUCUGUGGAGCGUGUCCGCCAUCUGCCUCUUCUCAGUGGUCUGAGUUCUCAUGCAUCGCGACAAUCCUCUGUGCUCUCCUCCGCCGUGUGUUCUGGUCGUGCUGGUCUGCGCUCGGCGCACGCGGUUCGCCCAGCUCCGUCUCCGCAGUCUUUGUGCUCUUCUGCGCCGACCGACGACGGACGCGCUCAUUCGACGACGCAACGUCCCGCCCCGCCCCCGGCUCCGCGACAGACCUGAACAGCGUCGAUCGUGGAGCGUCGGACGGAGGAGCAGAGGAUCCGCAAGUGUCUGCAGUGUACACUGCCAGAUGCCUAACGCACCGAGCGACGGGCAUCCGGCGUGCUCGCUCUUCGACUCAGGUAGAUUCCUUAGCCAGGGUCGCAGACGCAGAGACGGGGGGAAAGAAUUGGGCGGAAGAGAAGGAAACGAAAAAGAUACCGAAAAAAAGGAAGAAGAAAAGACGAGCGAAGACGGAAGACGAGGGACACAAGGAAGAAAAAAAAGCAAGAACAGGACGGAUACACACUCCACGCUCCCUCGCCCGCGCCCGCACGAGCACAGCCACCCCACCCCACCGCGCGCCUUCACUCGCUCCCCUCCCCAUCAAGCCGCACGACCUCCAAAUACCCUUCCGGCACAAGCGCAUGCCCCCCGCCCUCCGCACGCGCGCGCUCCACCACCGCCCACCCAACCCCGCCCCCGCGCCCGACGACGCGCACGAGCUGGUCCUCCGCAAGCGCCAUCUCCGCCGUGCCCUCCGGCUCGAACGCUCCGCCUCGUCGUCCGACGCCGCCCCCGACGCGGGCCCGGAUCCAGACCCGGACCCGGACCCCGAGGGGAACGCGAAGCUCGCGUACGGGUCCGCAAUCUCGCGCUCGGGCGACGCGACGUCAAAGUUGCGCGCGAAAUCUACCGGGCUCGGGCCUCCUCCUCCUGCGCUACUCGCACCAGCUGGCCCGUCCACCGCGCGCCCCGCCCACCCGAGCGAGAGCCCGCCCCACCUGAACCCUCCCCACGCCCCACCGCCGCCACCGCCGCCACUACCACCGCCGCCGGUGCUGCUGCCGGGCGCGUUCGUGCUGUCGUCCUCGACGGACGAACACGACGAGCGAGAGGACGCGGACCACGUCGACGCGGGGCGGUUGAGGCGGCGCGUCGCGCGCGGGGCGUCGGUGCCCUGCCCGCGGUGCCGCGCGUCCGCCGAGGGGAACGCAAAGUCGCGGAUCUUGACGAGCAGCGAGCGCCGCCCUGUCGCCGCAGCCGCGGGUUCCGGGGCGGGCACUGCCUGUGCGGCAGCCGAGGUUGGGGACGCGGUCGGCGUGGUGAGCGUGGAGAGCGCCGAGGCGGCGGGGGGCGUCGGCGUGAGCGGGUCGAGUGAAGUGUCGUCGGGCGCCGCGGCGGCGUCCAGGUCGAUGGAGGGGGCCGUGGAGGGCGCGAGGGAGGACGCGGUGGAGAAGCGGUGCGCGGCGGUGGACGGGGGGCGGGAGGAGCGGGUGGAGGCCGCAGCGGACGCGCGGCGGCUGACGGCGGGCGAGGGCGGGGCGGGGCGGUUGGAAGUGAGAGAAUCGCGGUGGGUGUGGGAGAGGUGCGAGGGCGUGGGGGGCGAGGCGGCCGUGAGCAUUGUCGUUGUAUGUGUGGGCGUCAUGGGCGCCGGGACGGGCAGUGGGGGGGUCAUGGUCGUGGUCAUGGUCGUGGUUGUGGUUGCUGGGGAGGUUGCGCCCGUCGGAGUGGUGGGCGUCAGUGCGCUGUUUGGAGAUGCGGUGUUGCCGUUGAUGUUCGUGACCACGCUGUGGGUCUGUGUGGGCGUCGACUGCGUGGGAGAGGGCUUGCCAUUCGACCGCUGCGGGUGCUGUUGCGACAUAGCUGCUAUGGAUGCCGUCGCUGCGGACGACGCGUCUGGGGGGACGAGCGUGUCCUUCAGGGUCUUCCGAGGCGGAAGCUUGACUGCAAACUCGUGGGAGCCAGGAACAGGAGGGGGGAGGAAGGAGGAGGAGGGCGAGGGAAAGGGCGAGGAGGACGGGCGGGCGUCGACCUGGACGGAGAGCGAGGGGCUGUCUGCGCGUGUGCAGUCUAAAUCAGGCGCGGGCGCUGAUGCCGGAGUCGACAGACGCUUACCUUUUGCAUUUAAAACGUGUUGGCCAGCUGGCGACAGCCGUCUAUCGCGUGGUGCAGCCUUUUAUUAUUAUAUCCUCGCUCGGUGCGCGCGGAUGGUCGUGGUAUACCGUUGGGACGAGAUGGUGCCCCGCGCCGUCGUCGCUGUCGUCGUCGUGGGCGUGCGGAUGCUAGAGGUGUGCGUGGGCGUGGGCGUGGGCGUUGACGACGGCGACGAGAAAUUGCGGGUAUGCCGACUCGCGGCGAUCGGCAACUGCGGCGCUGCCCGGCCCUGCGCCACUCGUUGCCACCCACGGCUCCGUCCACCAACGUCAUUCCGCUUGACCAUCGCUAUAUCCUCACUCAAGCCUGCUCGGUUCACAGGUCGUUCUGCGUUCAAGCUUCACGUCAAACACGCGUAUAAUAUGUACCUUCCUUCUGGACGUCAAAUCAUCCAUGUCUCAACCUCUGUGCCAUCUGCGGAUUCGCUGUUCAAGACCGUCUCCGUCCCGGCCGUCGCUUCUGCCCAGUCCGGCAUUUCAUGUAUACUCUUCUACCGCACUCAUACGCGACUGCCUCUUCGCCUAGCUGCUCCGCUUCCGUUAGGUGCGAUACGAGACAGCAAUCAUUGUGGUGGACAUUCGAGGAUGGCCUGCGCAGAGGCCACUUAUGAUUCUGGCCGUGUCUCACACGGCGCAACAGAAUGGGUCACCAUCAUUAUACUAUAUUGUCGUAUGGUCCACGUUGCAGCGUCGUCUCGAGCCGUAGCCAGUGCACCCCGCGCUCGAAAUCUCAAGGCUCGCCAGCUCUGCCCUGUGCAUCCGCAGAUGCCGAAGGCCCUCUGCCUAUAUUAUGGGUCCGGCUCUCCAGCUCUAUUUGCGCGAGAACGGAGCCUCUACGCUGCGCUGCUGAGUAGCGGGAUGCCGCCUGUCGGCGCGCGCUGCCAGGUCCCGCACUCCCCACAGGUUUGGCUAGCCCCUUGCGUCUUCUGGUUUCUCGUUGAUGUGCAUGGCGCCGCCGAUGGAUUCAGCAUCGCCACUGAGUGCGCCGACGGCCGGACGAACUCUGCGGCUGCGAUAGAGGCGCUCGCUCGCUCUCGCGCGGCGGUGACGGCGACGGCCUCAAAUCAGGGCGCGGGAAAACAUGGGCCGAGAGCAUCUGACGUCGUUCUGCGUAGGAGUGCGGUGCCGCCGCAAGCGGCGCCCACCGAGCGCAGGCUUACCUCUGGCCAAUGCGCUGACCGAAGCGUGUUCUGGAAAGGAGGAGCGGCGCCCAACAAUGCGACAUAUGGCUUGGUUUUGUUCAGUGCACUUGAGGAAUUACAAAUGCAACUGUGUGAAAAGUGGACGCAGGUCCGCGAGGAGCGAUUUCGGGGUAUCGCGCAAAGGGGGUCCGAGGUUAGCGACGACCCAAGCACAGUUGUGCAGGAGCCCUGCGACAACCCGGUAUUCGCAGCUUCUUCUAGAACAUUCCCCUUCCAAAUCGAUCCGCACGAGGGGGUGAAGGCGAGCUGUGCGGAGGCGUGUAAUCGAUGGCGACAACCCGGGAGUGGCGUGGGGCAUGGAUGCCUUCAGCUCGCCAUCGUCGACGAUACUCCCGAUCCUCUACCUUCCUCCGCCUCUAUCGCCACGGAGAGGUCCGGUCAGCCAAGCCAUGAACCACCCCCAUGGGUUGGCGUGCCGAUCCUCAAAGUCUAUGGCCGGGCAGUUCCCCUUCUUGUACCUAGUGAUCCCAUCGCCGCGCACGUAGAAGAAGAUGUCGCACCAGUCGCAGGGGAGCUUGCCGAGGUAGUUGAUGGUGACUAUGUGUCGUCUUCGGUAGCACGUGCUCACGAAUGGCUUGUUGGUGCACGGGAGGCAGCGCGAUGGCGAUGUCGAAGGCCCUCCGCUUGGCAGCAGUACAAGCUCGAUGGCGAACUUACCUGCGGGGUUGUCCACCUUGUAUUACCGCAGGUCGAGGCGCGCGUGAGCGCCGGACGUAGGCAUCGGUGCGGGCGUACGAAGGGGCUGGCGAUGGGGGGCACAGGCAGGCAGCGCAAUGGGAACGAGGGUGGGAAACAGGAAUGGGAACAGGGGAGCGACGAAGGAGGGGGCGAUGUACGCAGACACGACGGGGAACUGCGAGCCCGCCUCGCGCGAGCUGAUGCGCAUGUGCGCGGCAGAGGGCUGGGUGUACCCAGUCAUGUUUUUUUGGGACCUGAAGUUCCCUUCAACUACGCGCGACAUGCGCGUCCUGACAGGCCUGGCCGUGCAGAGGAGCGGCUCGACCCUGAGGCCCCGCACCAGGAGCUGUGCACAAAUCUCGUUGCUACGUCAUUUAGUUCCCAGGAAUAUGCAUGCACUCGAUACCUCUUUCUAAGUCUAGUAUGGCCAAUUCAGUGGGUAUCGCGACAUGCUGGCUUGUCGCGCUCUCGGUCGUGUUCCGUCGGCUCAUGGGUUUGGCUUCGGAGCCAGGAGCAGGGCUUUGCCAUCGUUCGAGGGCAGGAACCUGCGGGUCGUUGUUUAGCACACACUGAGCACACCUAA
This is a messenger RNA of Heterobasidion irregulare TC 32-1, 5010 nucleotides long. RefSeq lists its product as uncharacterized. Gene Ontology annotation, cellular component: spliceosomal complex. Gene Ontology annotation, biological process: mRNA cis splicing, via spliceosome. The transcript is spliced from 22 exons. Lineage: Eukaryota; Fungi; Basidiomycota; Agaricomycetes; Russulales; Bondarzewiaceae. The coding region runs from base 1 to 5010 and encodes 1669 amino acids. The record is from RefSeq and is a predicted model, not a curated record.